Xyrauchen texanus (razorback sucker) is the source of this 1400-nucleotide messenger RNA. RefSeq names its product peflin-like. Gene Ontology annotation, molecular function: calcium ion binding. Lineage: Eukaryota; Metazoa; Chordata; Actinopteri; Cypriniformes; Catostomidae. The record is from RefSeq and is a predicted model, not a curated record. Gene Ontology annotation, biological process: COPII vesicle coat assembly. Bases 57 to 857 code for a protein of 266 amino acids. The transcript has 5 exons.
AGGCGGGCCUUCGUAAAUACAACCAAAUCGCUCUAUUUGCUAAGAUUCUUCGCGGAAUGAGUUAUCAAUACGGCCAGGGUUAUCGACCAGGUGGUUCCCAACACCACCCUCCUCCAGGGGCGCCCAAUGGUUCACCUUAUGGAGGUGCCCCUCAAGGGCAGUAUGGUGGACAAGCUGUACCUGGAGCUCCUUAUGGCUCUUAUGGUCCACCUGGUCCAGGAGGUCCCCCUGGAGCACCGUACAGUGGUGGUCAGGCUCCAGGUGGCCCUUACGGAGGUUAUGGACAGCCCCAGGGAGGACCAUAUUUUCAGCAGGCUCCUGCAGGUAACAUUCCUCCCGGGGUGAACCCAGAGGCUCAUCAGUGGUUUUCAUCUGUGGACACAGAUCGAAGUGGCUACAUUAACCAGAAGGAGUUGAAGCAAGCCCUCAUCAAUUCCAACAACUCUACCUUCAAUGACGAAACCUGCAUUAUGAUGCUCAAUAUGUUUGACAAGACCAAAACUGGACGUAUAGAUGUAUUUGGUUUCUCUGCUCUCUGGACAUUUCUGCAGCAGUGGAGGGCACUGUUCCAACAGUUUGACCGGGACCGAUCCGGUUCAAUUAACAGCAAUGAGAUGCACCAGGCAUUAUCUCAGAUGGGCUACAAUCUGAGUCCUCAGUUCAUUCAGCAGCUGGUGAAUCGUUUCUCUGCUCCUGGUGGUGGGAAUGGGGUUCUCCAACUGGACCGCUUCAUUCAGGUGUGCACCCAGCUCCAGAGCAUGACCCAAGCAUUCCGUGAGAAAGACACCGCCAUGACUGGAAAUGUGCGGCUGAGUUAUGAAGAUUUUCUGUCUGGUGCCGUUACCAGACUGAUGUAAAAUACUGUUUAAAUAGUCAAGGAGAAGACCUGAUUUCACUAAUGGUUGAAGACCAUUGUCUGUUGAUAGAAAAUAUGUGACAUGCCACUUAACCCUUUCAAUAGUGCCUUCCACUGCAGGUUACCUAGAUUUCACCACAUUGAGCUUAAACCACUGUGUUCAUUAAGCAUUGCCUGCAAGCCAAAAUAUAGUAUGUAUCGCUACAGACUACCUAUGAUAUGCUUGUCUGCUUUAGACAGAUACAAUAUAUCCUCACUGAACUAAUGCCAAAAAUGUCAAUGGUACAUUCUAUUAGCCAUGCAAGAAGCAUUAUUUACACAAGUAUGACAAAUACUUUACAUGAAAUCAAGUGUUGAUUGAUUCCCAGAUUAAUUAUUUUUUUUUAUUUAAGUUUUAAAAUUCUAAAUGUUUGUAAUGCAAAUUAUUAUUUUGCCUUUUUCUCCCAAAAGCUAUUGUUGUAUGCUUUAGUUUGUAUAUGAAUAUUUAUGCUUUCUCCACCUUCUCCCUUUUUAUUUCAAAUAAAAUUAUAAUAGGUGAAUAUUA